Symbiodinium pilosum is the source of this 2147-nucleotide messenger RNA. The record is from the annotation of a GenBank genome assembly. Lineage: Eukaryota; Dinophyceae; Suessiales; Symbiodiniaceae.
GCAAUGCAAUGAAGAUAUUGCUGUCAGUUUGUGUGGCCUUGCUGGGGCAACUUGUGGCCGCAAGUUCGGCAGUGUUGGACAGUUUUGCUCCUGUGCAGCAAGUUCUGCAAGUGCUUUCCAACCUCCAACAAAAAGUCACUGAAGAAGGUGCCGCAGCAGAAAAGGUCUUUGCGGACGAAAAAAGGUUCUGCACCACCAGGUCCCGUGAGUUGCGUCACAGUCACGAUGGCCUGAAGGCUGCGCAAGAGAAACAUGAUGCAGAUCUUUCACAAGCUCAGCUGGAGUUGGAAUCGUUGAGCACCAAGAUUGAGGAAUUGGCAAAUGCAGUUGCGUCUGAUGAAAAUGACCUUAAGGAGGCCGAAGAUCUUCGCGCAAAGGAUGCAGACCUUUUUGCAGAAGCCCAGAAGGGAAUCUCAUCAACCGUUGAUGCCCUUGAUCGUGCGCUUGGUCUUCUCGGACAUGAGCAACGCAGGGGUUACCAAAGCACAGCUAUGCUACAGAUGGAGGAGAAUGGUGCUCCCAUUGUGGCAGCCUUGUCAGCAAUUGUGGAGGCUUCUGGAGUGAGCGUGGCAGAUCAGCAUCAGCUGCAGUCAAUGCUGCAGCGCUAUCGUACGGAGACAUCGGAAGAGGAUGCUGAAGAUGCUGCGUUGGAUGCAGCAUUUGGGUUGGAGCCUGCAGCGGCUGCAGCUGCUAAGUCAGCAACCAGCCGCCUUAUUGGGGUACUGAAUGAGAUCUUAGAGAAGGCCCAGGGCGAGCUGGAUCAUCUGCGAAGCAAUGAGCAACGAGAACUGCGCAGCUUCGAGCUUCGCAAGCAGUCACUUUCUGAUCGGAUGGGCUUCAAAAAGCGAGAUCUGGCUUCAGCAAAAGAGGCUCGCAGCGAGGCUUCCCAAAGAAAAGCAGUUGCGGAGAAGCGCCUCGCAUCAGCCCAUACUGGUUUGGGUGAGUCUGCAGCAGCCCUUCAGGACUUGCAAAAAACUUGCCUUCAGAAAGCAUCCAAGUUCGAGGAGGAGACCCAAGCAAGGGCUGAUGAAGUGAAAGCCUUGCAAGAGGCGAAGGAAGCGAUCACCUCGCAGAUGCAAGGCUCGAUGUCUUUUCUGCAGCUGCAGCGCAGGGGUCUAAAGGCAGCGCCAACUCCAGCUGCAUCGGAUGAAGCAACCGCAGCAGCAAUGGCAGCAGCCAGAUCAGUCAGGCGGCUGGCAGUUCGAGCGGAUUCGCCUGCGCUUAUCGAGCUUGCUGGCCGGUUGGAUUACGUUGCCAAAGGCCGCUUGGGGAGCAGCGGUGAUGCCUUCAAGAGGGUCAGAGGCCUCAUUGGAGAGAUGAUUGGGCGCCUCCAGUCCGAAGCCCACGCUGAAGCAGAUCAUCAGGCUUUCUGUGACAAGGAGAUGUCGGUCGCUUCGCUCAAGCGUGACGACAAACAGUCAGAUGUGGACAAGCUGUCGACAAAGAUAGACGAAUCGAAAUCACAGCUGACGCUGCUGACGGAGCAGGUCGGGAUACUGCGCAAGGAACUUUCUGACAUCGCGCAGUCCAAGCUGGAAAUUGACCAGGUGCGCCAGGAGGAGAAGGCAUUGUUUGAGAAAGCGCGUAAGGACACAGAGGACGGCAUGCAGGGGCUCAAGAUGGCUUUGCAGAUAAUGAGAACAUUCUAUGCAAAGAUGGGUGGCUCGACAGGCCGCAGUGGCCAUGCUGUCUCCGUGCUGGAGUUCGCAGCAUCAGAAAUGCGCAAAAGGGCCGUGGAGCUGGAAGCCAGGGAGAGCCAAGCUGCCGCAGAGCACAAGCAGAUAUCCAGUGACAGUGAGGUGAUGCAAGCCACGAAACAGCACGAGGUGGAAGCUCGCACAGCAGAUGCAAGUGCCUUGGACAAGUUGCUCAACGAGCUGAGCUCCGAUCACGCGGCUGCCAAAGAGGAGCUGGAUGCCCUGCAGGACUUCACCGCCAAGCUGCAGGAACAGUGCGUGGCCAAACCUGAGCCAUAUGAGGAGCGGAAGCAAAGGCGAGAGAAAGAGAUCAGUGGACUCAAAGAGGCUCUGACAGCCUUGGAUGGAAGCGGCCAGCUCCAACCAUCGAGCUUGAUAGAUGCUGGCGACAAGACUUCGGUAAACACUGUGUUUCUCCAACUGAGAGGUAGUGUUCAAGCAGCCGCAUAG